GCUCAGUCGUGUCGCUCGGUGUGAACACCUCCAAACCCUUCGUCAUUGACGGACACAGCUGCUGUCGUUUGUUGGUUGCUUCGUGUGUUUGGCGAAGCGUUUUUUUGCUUAUUAUGUGAUAGGUGCCCGGACGCGUCUUACUCUAUACAUACAUUGCGUGCAUCCACUCCCUCCGUCCUUCAAUGAAUUACUCUACCACGGUUGCUUUGUCGCUGCUGCCGCUGAUGCCGAAGACAGAGAGAAAAAAUCUCUCUUCCUCAAAAUAAUACUUCUCAUAACGUGGCGCGAUGCACGUUUGCUUCUACAUCGGCCUCUUCGUUGCUUUUGUGGUUCUCCCUUUGCUAUCCUUUCUACGCAAUGGUGCGGUUCUGCGUGGCGGUGCGGUGUCCGCCACGCACGGCGAGCGCAAAGGAGAGGAAGACGCCUCAGUCAUCGCGCUACAAGAUGCAAAGCGGCCGCCUUUAUUGCGCGUCGUGAAUCCUCUGACGGAGCUGGAAAGCCCAGAGUUGCAGAGCACGCAGGGCGACAGCGGCGGCGUCUCGUUGGCAGAGGCACUGUCGCCGCACAGUCAGAGCAGUCGAGUGUUUUUGCAGGCGCGCCGCAGCGCUCUGUUGCGGAGGCGUAACGUGAAGCUCAUUCAGCAGCGCGGCGGCGACGCGGCGGAGGUGGCAGCGGCGGAGCGGGAGGGCGUGACGGCGUCGACGGGUUCAGAUGUCGCCUCUGCGUGGGACCCGAAGCAGCUCGGCGCGGAUGACAGCAUUCGACUCGUUUUUCUCUUCACCUUUGCGCUUCCUUUAUUCGUUUCGACGUGCUGGAAGCUGCGGGGUGUGCGGCCGCCGUACCUGCUGCGCCUCUACUGCUACCUGCGUGGAGCCAGCAAAGACGGCACGAACCCGCAACUUCAAGCUGCGUUGUGCGCCGGACCGGUUGUGGCGCUCCUCGGUGCGUGGCUUCUUGUGUUUCUCUACUACGCUUUCUUUGUCUACUUGGAUCACCGGGACAAGGACGUGGGUCUGAAGCGGCACAACGACACACGUUGGAACCGACUCGUGAACUGGUGCAAAUUUCGCCUUUAUCGAAGGUAUGUGAACUGCCAAUGCUACCUGUGGAAGCGGUACUUCUCGCUGCAGCUCGUGCCGGCGUACGGGCCUCUGCCGCUGUUUCUCUUCCCCGACGGACAAGAAGAGCCGUUCCUCUCCCACGAGAACUCGAACUCGAAGACGGACGCUGCACGCUCUUCUUCUGGCGGGGAAGGUGGUGCGGCCGGCACACCGUCACAUCACUUCGCCGCCGCCACCGCGAGUGCGCGGCACAACCCAUUUUUUGUCGCCGUCCGCAGCAGCACCAACAACACGGGAGAAAACACGCCCCUCGACAUGCCGCCGUUGCUGCCGUCGUCGUCUUCCAUCGUUGCCCCUGUACUGCCCACUGCUUGCACCGCCGCCAACGUCAACGGACGUCACGGUGGUCUACCAGGCAAGAAGCAGAAGGCUUUCCUGUCAUCAAAAGCUACAGAGGAAGAAAACGAAGAGGUCAGCGGCGGGGAUGACUGGGAUGCGGAGGAGCGCGGGCUUCUGCGCCGUCGUAGCGAUGCGGACGGGGCAGGGCCAACGCAGCCGCCCCCCGCUGACGAUCUCACCGGGCUCGCGGACGCGGAUGCCGUGCCAACAAGAGGGCCGUCGGAGUCCUUCUCGUCUGCGGAACUGACAAAGGCGUUGUCCGCGCCUCCCUCACCUCCACCUCCCCCACCACCAAUGCGUCGCGCUCAGUACUUCUUUGCAGCUCACCCGCACGGCAUCAUUCCGUGGUGCUGUUGUGUGAAUCUGAUCAGCAACGUCACACAGCGCAACGCGAAGCUGUUUGUGGACAACCGCGAGGCCGUCGUGCACCCCGCGUGCGCCGACACCGGGGCGUCCACGUCCAGCCAAGAAAUGAGUUCGAUCGCGUUGACGUCAGCGUCGAGCGGCGUCUCCUCUCCAACGUGUGUGCGUUUGCGCACGGCGAACACGUUCACAACGAGCGACGCCCGCGCCACGGCGACGCGCCCGUCACCAACGGAAUCGCGACAACGGAAUGCGAACUCCGCUUCGCCGCGGAACGCCUCGAACUCGACCACCACAAGCUACGCUAAAGGCCGAUAUUACGUCUACGACGUCGUGUCGAAACGGUUCGUGCUUCGUCUUGACAAGGACGAGGCGGUGCCGGCGAGUGCCGCCGAUGCGGUAGUCUAUCAGCAGCGUCUUCAAGCCGCAGAAGAGAAGGACGCCACAAAGCAGAGGGCACCUGGCGCAGGCGGAGCUGCAUCGUCGCGCCGUCGCCGACUGACAAUUCGCAUACGUGCCGUGGUCGCGACCUUUCCCUUUUACGUUCCGAUUAUGCGGGAGAUCUACAUGUUUUACGGAUACAUGGAUGCCUCGUACGAGACGUGCAAGCGCGUGCUGCUGUACAACAACAGCACGCGCCGUGAGCGGGAAGGAAUGGCCUGUGCGCCGCCCACGCAUGCGCAUGGAGACAGCGGGGGAGAAGAAGGCGAGGACGACGACGACGACGAGAGCACGUUGCCAGACGAUCUGAACCAUCUCAUGUUGUUUCCGGGUGGGGCCUCGGAGGCGCUCCUCUCGUCCAGCCACGGCCCCGCCAGAGUGCUGCUGCGCAGACGCAAAGGCUUUUUGCGACUCGUCCUGCACACACGAAGUGGGCUGGUGCCGGUGUACACCUUCGGCGAAACGGACUACUUUGACCAGUUCAGCACUGCCACCACGCGCUACGCCGCCCCGCUUGACGACGACUCCACGUUCUUCUCACACGAGGAGUCUGCGCCCCAAGCAGCAGGGAGUACGUCUAUGCCUGCGGCUACGCACAACGGGACAGAUAGCGUCCCACCACAGCCACAUCGCAGCACGUCGGCCAGCCACCACGGCAACGUCGUUUCCAGUCGCACGGAUGCGGAGGACGUGGCAAAUUCUAGCGACCACCGUUCCCCUCCAUCGACUCGGCACGACGCGUUCCCCCUCUCCCCAACUCCCUCCCCCACCCCCACUUCCGCGCAGAGAGAAACGCAGCAGAGCCGCAUGAGAACGCUGGAGAGGCGGCUGCUUCGCGAUGAGGAGGACGCACGCGAUCGCGAAGGGCGCCUUCCUCGAUCGCCAGCACCACCGCUGCCAGCGGAGCUGCAGAGGUCGAAGGAACAGCCGACCGGUGCGUCGCCCACCACCGCCGCUGUUCCUUCUACUCCUUCGACUCCCCCGUCUCCUCCCCCCUCAGCCGCAGCGCACGAGUCGGCAACGCGUUCGUCACCCGCGGCUGGUCGGGUGCCGCGUCUUAUCCAAGUCGUCCAGCGUCUUUUCCAAGAAACGUUCGGCAUCUCGCUGCCCGUAGUGCGCAACAUCAUCCCGCACCGCGUCACCGGCGCCACCGUUGUCGGGCGUCCGAUUUAUUUUGAGCUCCCGCCUGACUUGCAGCGCAUGUACACUGACCCAGCGAACUACUAUGACCGCGACAAGGAGCGGGCAGUGUUGAUAGCGGCGCAGGAGGUGUACUUCAACGAAUUGCAAGAUCUCUUUCUCAAGUACGCGCCGCGCUACCUGAAAGAUCCGAGUCGCCGGAAGCUCGAGAUUCUGUGA
Leptomonas pyrrhocoris is the source of this 3623-nucleotide messenger RNA. RefSeq lists its product as hypothetical. The coding region runs from base 288 to 3623 and encodes 1111 amino acids. The record is from RefSeq and is a predicted model, not a curated record. NCBI's taxonomy places the organism in Eukaryota, Euglenozoa, Kinetoplastea, Trypanosomatida, Trypanosomatidae. Gene Ontology annotation, biological process: triglyceride biosynthetic process. The transcript has a single exon. Gene Ontology annotation, cellular component: endoplasmic reticulum membrane. Gene Ontology annotation, molecular function: diacylglycerol O-acyltransferase activity.